GAGAACUUAACUGCGCGCUCUUUGGCCCCACGGGAGUGGACGUCAGCAGCUCGGCAAGCCUCUCUCACACUCACACUCACAAGUGGAAAUAAAAGUAGCUGCUCGACUACAUAACUUGAAGGCGCACACAGACGACAGCGUGGAACUUUUACGCACGGCAUUUUCGUCCUGACGCGCCAGAGGAAUCCACUUAUUAUUAUUUUUUAACCCUUUCCUCCCACGCAACUUUGCGCUAUCUGGAAUUCCUUUCCUAUACUACUAUCAUUUUAAGAACUAUUUCAGCGAUGUUGUCCACGCACCUGCCGCUGUUGGUGUUGAACUGUUUUCUGGGUGUCGUGUCAAGCAGGACGGCGCAGGACCAGAGUUUUCCGCGGUCCCGAUCGUCAGGGGACGUGGAUCGGGACGUGGUUUUCCAGCAUAUGUCCAAACUGUAUGAGAGAUGCAAGAGCGAGCGGCACAUCAAAGAGGGAAACACGAUCAGGACCUUCAAAGCAAGCCAAGUGCCCUCUGACCUCCGCACAGUGUACCACCUAAACCUUACAACGCUCCCGGACUCGGAGGUCAUCCUCUCAGCCACAUUCCACUUCCUGCUAGGACGGCUCCCUCCUCCAAAAGCGUGGAUGUGUAAACGCAUCAAGAGUCCGUCUUGCCGUCGCUCCCCCAAGUACCCGUCUCCGUCCGUCAGCCUGCUCCUUCACGCUGUCUCCUCCAGGUCAGGGGUUAGUUCUGGGUCAACAGGGUCAUUUCUAGGCAAUGUGACCUUACACCCCCACAGGAGAGGGGUGUGGCAGAUGAAAGACGUGACCCAGGUCAUAAAGGAGGCGCGGGACAAGGGUCACCUCCUACUGUCGGUGGAGUUGGACUCAGGACAGCAUGACCAGAGAAAAGCAGAAGAGUCAGACAUGGCCUACCUGUUAGUCUUUGCGGAUGACCAAGCCUUGGCCGAGCCUAACAGUGUGGUUCCGAGCCUUCAGAGAUACGACCCGUUCUCCGAGGGAGUAGAGCCUUCAACUUCCCCUCACCUUCUGCAUGGACCUAAUUUCUUACCAAAGAUCAAAGGACGCAUGAGGCGGGAAGCAACUUCUCUGCCAGACUCGAUCGAUAACAAUGAGCUGCCUGAGGUUGACUUCAGGCUUGAUGGAUUCAGGAAGGACAACCUUUGGGAGAGCUCGUGGUAUCCAGAAAUCAAACCCAAAACGAAAGCCGGAAAACAAGAGAAACCAAGGAAGAGCCAAGAGGAAGGAAGCAGAUGGCAUGAAGAAGAAUCAACCAUGACGACCACGGAUGGGUUCAAAUCUGAAGACUCGGUCUUAAAAAGACAGAAAGUUGGUGCAAGUCGAAGGCACGAGCAGAGACAUGAGGGGAGGGAUCGCAGGAAGCACAACAAAGGCAGCGCUCACCCUCACUCUCCCAUUUUGAAUUUUGACGAACAAACUAUGCGUAAGGCCAGAAGACGACAGUGGGAAGACACCCAGCACCAACGAUGCUCCAGGAGGAACCUCCGAGUGGAUUUCGCAGACAUCGGCUGGAGCGAAUGGGUCAUUGCGCCACAAGCCUUCGAUGCCUACUACUGCUCGGGCACAUGUGGAUUCCCCAUGCCCAAGGUGGUGAGGCCCUCGAACCACGCCACCAUCCAGAGCAUAGUUCGAGCCGUCGGGAUCCUUUCAGGAGUUCCGGAACCUUGCUGCGUACCAGAGACGAUGAGUCCUCUGGCAGUGCUCUAUCGAGAAGAAUCCAAGGACCUGGUGCUCAAGAUUUACCCGAACAUGUCUGUUCAGUCCUGCUCCUGCAGAUAAAACUACAACAAUUAAGGUGAAGGACAAACCAGGAAUAAGACUUACCGGUACCUCUGAUUUUUAAAAUGUGUUUUUUUUUUUUUGCAUUUGACAUAACAGAGUCACUCGUGAAGUGUUUUACCGACAGAAACAUAGGCUGUUGAACAUUUAUUUCCAUGUUUUCUGUCCUAUGACUCUGAGAGACUUUUAAAAGACUUUAUCACAAGAAGAUCACAGAUAUGGACUUGGAUUCACAUUUUCUGUGAAAUCAAAAGCUUUCAUGAUAAAAAACAAAAAUCAAUAUGUUGCAGAAAAGCUCACAGAGAUAACUUAUAAACAUGUUGCUAUAUUUAUACUUUU
Nerophis ophidion (straightnose pipefish) is the source of this 2135-nucleotide messenger RNA. RefSeq names its product growth/differentiation factor 10-like. Gene Ontology annotation, biological process: SMAD protein signal transduction; BMP signaling pathway. Lineage: Eukaryota; Metazoa; Chordata; Actinopteri; Syngnathiformes; Syngnathidae. The record is from RefSeq and is a predicted model, not a curated record. Gene Ontology annotation, molecular function: growth factor activity; cytokine activity. Bases 285 to 1796 code for a protein of 503 amino acids. Gene Ontology annotation, cellular component: extracellular region. The transcript is spliced from 3 exons.